AUGGGUGCCGCCCAGUCGACAACGGGUAACAACAACCCGGCGAGCUCUGGCAACACCAAUAACACCCCAGCCCCCAUCGUGAUCCAGCUACAGCUGGGAGCAGAGCAACUCUCCGCACUCACCGGAGCUGUUGCCCCAGGGGUUCACGUGCAUGUGCCCCCCAGUGGGUCGGAUGCUGCAGCAGGCGGAGCUAGCACGACUCCAGGAGCUGCCCCCCAUGGUGCUCCUCCGGUACCGUUUCCGCCUCCCCCGCCUCCAGCGGAAACUGAGCAGUAUCUCAGGUGGUGCAACCGCUGCAAGCAGCAGAGCUACUUCAGGGAGGGCAUCUGCCUGAACGAAUGGUGCUCCUUGGCUUGGUCGCGGCCAGACGUGGACUUGAACGUGGCGAAGAACUGGGGUGGAAAGAAAGUGGAGGCUUCGGUGCUCAACCACGGAGUGCACAAAGCAAAGAAAAACCGCGGGCAAAAGCGGAAAAUCUGGUGGCAAAAGCACCUGGAAAGAAAGGCCGGCAAGUGGGGCGGCGAGUGGGGCGGCGACUAUCAGGGCGACGAUGAGGAGAAUAAGGAAGAUGCGGAGGAAGGCAAGGCCCCUCCUCCUGUGGAUCCAAACCACCAGCCCCUGGGCAAGAAGGACGGCCCCGACGAUGACCACCACGAUGAUCCGGGCCGCACAGUGGAUUCAGCAGGAUCGGCAGGAUUGCCGUAUAUCUACAUGCCGAACUGCGGGGACGAUGUGGGGCCCGACUUCACGGACUAUGUCGUCGAGGUGGCUGUUGCUGUGGUGUCGUUUGCUGGGAAAAUGAAUGGCCGCAGCUUGGGUGCUGUUGUUGCCUACAAGCAUGCAUAUGUUCUGCCGUCACUCAUGGGAAAGCCAGCUGCCAAGAAGGCCAUGGCCAAGGCGAAGAACGGUCCCAAGGCAGCACCCAAAGCCACUCCCAAGGAGCUCAAGAAGCAGGAGAUGGAGAAGGCUGCUAAGAAAAAAGAUCAAAGCAACUUGGUCACUACCCUCAAGAAUGCGAAGACCAAGCUCCAGGGAGUGCAGAACGGCACGAUUCAGGUCAGCGACGGCGAGCUGGAAAACCUCAAGAACAAGGCCGAAUUUUUCGAUCGCUAUGUGAGCUUGGAUCGCAAUGAUCCAGAAAAGGCGCAAAUGUUGGCUGCCUUCUUGGCAGACAAGACAUGCAACAACUACAUGCAGAAGAUUCGGGAGAUCUCCACCGAAACGAAAACCGAGGAUGAAAAGGCUUCGGGAUUUGUGACACAAUGGGAGAUUGCCGCCAAAGAGAACCUUCCGGUCGACAGCCCGCUCUUGCAGAAGUUGUUGGACGGUCUCAAGUUCGACUACGAUUGGAACGAAGCGGUGCCCAGAGAAAAGGUUUUCAAGGAGGCCGGUGAAAAGCGAUUCUUCUAUGAGAAGAAUGCCAUGACAACCGAGAAGACCUCCUUCAGCUCCAAGUCCGGUAUCACCGCAGCAGGAGAUCUCGGCAAGAAGAAGGCGGACUCCUUCUUGAACGACAAGGACACAAGCACCGCCGACCCCGCCGCCAAGGUGAAGAUCGAGUUCCCCUUGCAUGUGGAGUUGGUCUCGAGCGUGAAAGUGCUGAAGAGCGGCAAGCAGAAGAUCCAGAAGGAGCUCAACACAGGCAAGGACUUGUGCCAGAAGCUUGCCACCGGCGGCGGCUACGACACGACCGAUCUGGCCAAUGCGAUUGACACCUUCGACAACUACCUCGCUACCCUGAGGCAGCGGAUCGCAACUGCCGAGGAGGUCCAACCUCCUGAUGUUACCAAGGAAGUGGUGGCUGAGCUAAAGGCAGAAAUCGAUAUCGCCGACACACAUCUGGAUGCCUUUAAGAGGGCCAUGACUAAGGCGAAGAACCUUCGCUAG
This is a messenger RNA of Symbiodinium sp. CCMP2592, 1887 nucleotides long. The record is from the annotation of a GenBank genome assembly. NCBI's taxonomy places the organism in Eukaryota, Dinophyceae, Suessiales, Symbiodiniaceae.